AGAGCCUCGGCUGACCGCGGAACCCGGGGGUCACUGACAACGCAUGCGCCGGGAGGGAGCGCAAUCACGGACUUCUCUUGCGGCUACCGCUUUAAAAAAGGAAACCCCGGGCAGCGAGAGCGCGAAGUAAAUCUGGCCGCCGCCGCGUGCGCGCACCCGUGAAAGAAAAGCACAAGAAGAAACUUUUACAGUCAUUUUGAUUUGACUGGUACGCUGAUCCCCCAAAUCAAAGUAAAGGUUAUCAUAAGCUACCCUCCAUAAGAAGGUACUGGUCAAAUGAUGAAGAUUUGGGUAUAUGCAUCAAAAAUGCAGUGUCAAGAAAUCGUUUCCAGGAGCUGAAAAGUACCAUACAUUUUUGCAACAAUAAUGAAUGGCAAGAGAAUUUUGAAGAUAAAGGUUUUAAAAUUCAUCUUCUAAUAAAUAAGAUACAAAAGUCAUGCAUGAACUUUGGUAUCUUUGAAGAAUGUUUGCCAGUGGAUGAAAUGGUUAUCAGAUAUCAUGGACCCAGUUUGCUGAAACAGUUUAUAAGAGAAUUUUGAGGCUGAUGGUCAUAUAGAAGAAUCCUUGAACUUAUAGUUUUCUGAAGAAUCAGUUCAAAAGAUCCCCAAAGUACAAAAGGAGAAGUACAAAUGUCUACCACAAGACGAAAACGUAAUAUGUUAUGUUGUUUACCGUAAGCUGUAGUAAAAUGAGCUCAAUUGUUGACAGAGAUGACAGUAGUAUUUUUGAUGGGUUGGUGGAAGAAGAUGACAAGGACAAAGCAAAAAGAGUAUCAAGAAACAAAUCUGAAAAGAAACGAAGAGAUCAAUUUAAUGUUCUUAUUAAAGAACUGGGAUCCAUGCUUCCUGGUAAUGCUAGAAAGAUGGACAAAUCUACUGUUUUACAGAAGAGCAUUGAUUUUUUACGAAAACAUAAAGAAAUCACUGCACAGUCAGAUGCUAGUGAAAUUCGACAGGACUGGAAACCAACAUUCCUUAGUAAUGAAGAGUUUACACAAUUAAUGUUAGAGGCUCUUGAUGGUUUUUUUUUAGCAAUCAUGACAGAUGGAAGUAUAAUAUAUGUGUCUGAGAGUGUAACUUCAUUACUUGAACAUUUGCCAUCUGAUCUUGUGGAUCAAAGUAUAUUUAAUUUUAUCCCAGAGGGGGAACAUUCAGAGUUUUAUAAAAUGCUCUCUACCCAUCUGCUGGAAAGUGAUUCAUUAACUCCUGAAUACUUAAAAUCAAAAAAUCAAUUAGAGUUCUGUUGUCAUAUGCUUCGAGGAACAAUAGAUCCAAAGGAGCCAUCUACCUAUGAGUAUGUGAGAUUUAUAGGAAAUUUCAAAUCUUUAAACAGUGUAUCUACUGCUGCACAUAAUGGUUUUGAAGGAACCAUACAACGCACACAUAGACCUUCUUAUGAAGAUAGAGUUUGUUUCGUAGCUACUGUCAGGUUAGCUACACCUCAGUUUAUCAAGGAAAUGUGUACUGUUGAAGAACCCAAUGAAGAGUUUACAUCUAGACAUAGUUUAGAAUGGAAGUUUCUAUUUCUUGAUCACAGGGCACCACCCAUAAUAGGAUAUUUGCCAUUUGAAGUUUUGGGAACAUCAGGCUAUGAUUACUAUCAUGUGGAUGACCUAGAAAAUCUGGCAAAAUGUCACGAACACUUAAUGCAAUAUGGGAAAGGCAAAUCGUGUUAUUAUAGGUUCCUGACCAAAGGGCAACAGUGGAUUUGGCUUCAAACUCAUUAUUAUAUCACUUAUCAUCAGUGGAAUUCAAGGCCAGAGUUUAUUGUUUGUACUCACACUGUAGUAAGUUAUGCAGAAGUUAGGGCUGAAAGACGACGAGAACUUGGCAUUGAAGAGUCUCUUCCUGAGACAGCUGCUGACAAAAGCCAAGAUUCUGGGUCUGAUAAUCGCAUAAACACAGUCAGUCUCAAGGAAGCAUUGGAAAGAUUUGAUCACAGUCCAACCCCUUCUGCCUCCUCCCGGAGUUCAAGAAAAUCAUCUCAUACAGCAGUCUCAGACCCUUCCUCAACACCAACAAAGAUCCCAACAGAUACUAGCACUCCUCCCAGACAACAUUUACCAGCUCAUGAAAAGAUGGCUCAAAGGAGAUCAUCAUUUAGUAGCCAGUCCAUAAAUUCCCAGUCUGUUGGUCCAUCAUUAACACAGCCAGUGAUGUCGCAAGCUGCAAAUUUACCAAUUCCACAAGGCAUGUCCCAGUUUCAGUUUUCAGCGCAGCUAGGAGCCAUGCAGCAUCUGAAAGACCAGUUGGAGCAACGGACACGGAUGAUAGAGGCAAAUAUUCAUCGGCAACAAGAAGAACUAAGGAAAAUUCAAGAACAACUUCAAAUGGUCCAUGGUCAAGGGCUGCAGAUGUUUUUGCAGCAGUCAAACCCUGGGUUGAACUUUGGUUCUGUUCAGCUUACUUCUGGAAAUUCAUCUAACAUCCAGCAACUCACACCUGUAAAUAUGCAAGGCCAGGUUGUUUCUACUAACCAAAUUCAAAGUGGAAUGAAUACUGGACAUAUUGGUACAAGUCCGCACAUGAUACAACAACAGACUUUACAGAGUACAUCUACUCAGCAGAAUCCACAAAGUGUACUGAGUGGGCACAGUCAGCAAACGUCUCUUCCCAGUCAGACGCAGAGCACUCUUACAGCCCCACUGUAUAAUACUAUGGUGAUUUCUCAGCCUGCAGCUGGAAGCAUGGUCCAGAUUCCAUCCAGUAUGCCACAGAACAGUACCCAGAGUGCUGCAGUAACUACAUUCACUCAGGACAGACAGAUAAGAUUUUCUCAAGGUCAGCAACUUGUGACCAAAUUAGUGACUGCUCCUGUAGCUUGUGGGGCAGUCAUGGUACCUAGUACUAUGCUCAUGGGUCAGGUGGUGACUGCCUAUCCUACUUUUGCUGCACAACAGCAGCAGGCACAGACACUGUCAGUAACGCAGCAGCAGCAGCAGCAGCAGCAGCAACAGCAGCAGCAACAGCAGCAGCAACAGCAACAGCAGCAGCAGAGUUCCCAGGAACAGCAGCUUCCUCCAGUUCAGCAACCAUCUCAGGCUCAACUGACUCAAACACCACAGCAGUUUUUACAGACUUCUAGGUUGCUCCAUGGGAAUCCUUCAACUCAGCUCAUCCUCUCUGCUGCGUUUCCACUACAACAGAGCACCUUCUCUCAGUCACAUCACCAGCAACACCAGUCUCAGCAACAGCAGCAACUUAGUCGGCACAGGACUGACAGUUUGACUGAUCCUUCUAAGGUUCAAUCACAGUAGCACAAGUACUUCCUCCAGCGCCAAAGGAGGAAGGUGGUGGUCCAUAAAUGUUUCUCAGAUGACCUGAGGUUAGGAGGAAAAGUUCCAGAAGUUUCAUGAGAUACAGUAUUGAGUGUUCUAGUUCCUGGAAUUAGUUGGUAGGGAAAAUGUGCCUAGUGCUAUAGAUGUACGUUAAAUACCAGCCAGCAGAAGAUGAUCAUAGGGACAUAGCCAAUUCUGACAGUGUUUCAGUUGCCCAGAUAUUUUUUGAUGGAAAAAGAGUAUAUUGCCAAAUGUUAAGAAGCUCAGCUAUGAAAUGACCUCCAGUGAAUGAGAAAGGCACUAACAAUGUUAGUCACUUCUAGUGGUCUGUGCCUGUUACCAAGUGUUACAGAGGACACACCACUGCCAUGUCAGGGGUUUGCUUACAAUGAUGCCAUGAAGAUAAUCUAGUAGUCAAUAGCCCCCACCUUAAGCCCCUCUCCCUUUUCAGAUAAUGAUGGAACAGUAAUUUCAGAAUGUUGUGUGGAUUUAAAUUUUUUGUGUACAGAUACUGUAAAAAUAUGUAUAUGUCUGGAUGAAGGAGAGAAAGCAAAACAUUGUGUAAGCUGCAUGAAAGCAUUCUCUCUUCCAUAUGAGUACAUUUCAUUAGAUUCCGACACCAUGUACAAACUGAUACAUCAGUCUCUGUUUUUCCUUUUGUUUACAACAUAAUAGUGUUCUAUUCACUUUUCCAGGGCACAAGUCUUUUUGUUCAUACUUUGGCUGUGAUGUCACAGUUUGUUCAGUGAGGUAUGAUGUGCUGCUGGGAAUGGAUUUUUUUUCAGGUUAAAUUAUUGAUACAACAAGACUUUCAAGUUAUUCAGAAAUAUCCCUCAUUUCAUUAUUUUUGUUUGAAAAUAGGAUUUGCACUGCUUUAUUUUAGAUGGUUGGGAGUUUGAUCACAUAUUUUGAUAUAUUUCAUUGUUGCAAAUAUUUAUGUAAAUGGUUUUCAACAAGCCUGAAAGUAAUUUCAAGAAUGUUUCAGUUAUAGGAAUAAAAUUUGCACACAAACAUAGGCACUUUUUAACAUUCCCAAUGGUGGGAUUUUUAACUUUUAGGAUUUGUUGGAAUCUUUUUAUUAUCCUUCACAAUUUCAAUGCUUCUUUUAGUCAGAAAUGAUUCAGGGUUAUUUGAGGGGGGGGAAACCCAUAGUGCCUUGAUUUUAAUUCAGGUGAUAACUCACCAUCUUGAACUUGUCUGGUUUCAGUAGCAGUUUUUGAAACCUUAGUACAUUUUUAACAGCAUGUGGGCGUCAGUGUCAUUAUUCUCCUAAGUUCCUAUGAAGACUGCUGUGAGUCUUUUGGACUGGGGUACAAAUAAUUUAGAAAUAAAAAAGAUGACAACCUAACACUACACACUUUAAAGGUUCCCAAAUUUGUUUCCUAAAUUAAAUAGUCGCUGGGCGUGGUGGUGCAUGCCUAUAAUCCCAGCAGCUAGGGAGGCUGAGACAGGAGGAUUGCGAGUUCAAAGCCGGCCUCAGUAAUGGCAAGGUGCUAAGUAAUUGAGUGAGACCCUGUCUCUAAAUAAAAUAUGUAAUAAGGCUGGAGAUGUGGCUCAGUGGUUGAGCACCCCUGAGUUAAAACCCAGGUACCCCUCCUCCAAAAGAAAAGACCCCCCAAAAAAACCUAACAAAACAAAAAACCCUAAACAGUCAUUUAAGAAUUACCAGUAAAUAUUGGCUCAAUAUAAUAUUGAUAUUUUUACCCAAAAAGGGCAAGUAUUGGCUUUGCCUUCACUACAUUGGGAUAUUGUAACUCACAUGCUUUGUAAACAUGAACUAAGAUUUCAUCUGGCAAUAUCAUGUUCUAAAGGUAAUAAAUUUCAACACAAGUUACAUAUAUUAAAAAUAGUAAUUUUUUAGAUUUUAUGGUACUAAUACUGAAAUUUACAACUAUAGAACAAAAGAUUAGUGGAAAUUUCUUAUUAUAAUAUAAAAAAUUAUUGCUAAAAAAGGGGAGGACAAAUGUAAUAAAUCAAAAUUGACCUUAAAAGAAAAUGUAACAGAACUGAAGUUGUUAAACUGAAAUGGUUUUGUGCAAUGAAAAUCACCUACUGCAGAAGUACUAGAUAGAAGGCUCAGGGGAAUGCCAAGUCAGUUCUGUCCUUAGCUUUGCUAUUAUCCUUGAGGGACAUAUUGUUUUUCUGUAACAAAAACAAAACCAUAACUGUCUAUAAUUAAAUUAGAAAAUUAAUACUGUAAAAGAAAACAACCAAAGAAAAUGGUACUUACCCUUCUACAAAAGAAGUGUGACUAGAUACCAGUUAGUAAUUAACAUAUCAUGGAGUUCUAGCUAAAUGAUCAUCCAGAAGAGAUUCCUGACAUUCCCAUGAAUGUCAAGAAUGGUUGUCAGAAUGUGUGUACCUGAGCAUACGUGCACAUGGCAAAAUCAGUGUUGUAAAAUAUGGCAAUAGCAUUGCUUUUCUCCCCUUCCAAAUUGCCUUUCUUGACCUUAUGCCAUUCCGUAUAAAUCUUGAGUUGUGCCUCAUUUAUUUAUUGGCAAUACCUAGUGAUAAGGACUUAGCUAACAAAAGAUAUGAACUAUUAUGUUAAGGCUUGCCCUCUAAGUACCAUACUUAAAAGAAAGAUUAUGAACUAUGAAUACCAUGUACUCAACAGAAGCAAAACAGGCCACAAAGUAAAUCUGAAGAUUGUUUGUUUAACUCACAUUCUUCAACUCUUAACUUCUUUAAAUAUUUUCCAUCUUAACUGAAUAUUUGGGGAAGAAAAAAAAUUUAUGUCACAAUUCCUGUUGUUCUUCAUGAUUCAUCUUUUUCCUGCUUGAAAUUUACAGUUGCUAAAUUUAAAGAAGCAGCCAUGCUUUUCCUUUGCUGUCAGUAUGGAGUAUUAUGUUGGAAAAACUGGUCAGCAGAAGCUGCCCCUUCUCUACUUUGGUUUCCUUGUGCUUCUCCUAAAUUUGAGUUGCAAGGCUAGUCCCUGUCCCCUUCCUUCCCUGUGAGACUUAAGCAUUGAGAGGGAGAUUCAGCAGUUGUCUGUUCUGUAUUCCAUUUUCAUAGCCAAAGUUGUUAAUUCAAAUCCCAAACCUAAAUCAUGAAAAGAUACCAAAUGGAACCCUUUUCAGCUUCCCUCUGCUUUACUCUCACAGGGAUUCAGUUUCUCUUAAAAACAUUUUAUUCUGGGUGGCACUUUUUAGAUAAGAAACUGUGGAGAUAAAGGAAAGAUGCCAGCCCCCCUGCAGUUAUCUUUCUGUGGACUAUUGGGGCACAGUGUGAGCCAGUAUUGCCUAGCAAAUACAAAUGAGAACCGCAGGGAUUAAUAAAGUUGCUGCUGAGAGUAAUGUCACACCAGAACCUAGACACUUGAAAAGUACUUGUUUUUGUUUUGAGUUUAAUAUGGGCAGAAAAGUAAAUGUGGUGAAUGGGGUGGAAGGGGCAGUAUAGUGUGAAAGUAAAUACAGUUCAGUUUUCCGAACUACAUCCUAAAUUCAGGGGGUAAUUUUAGAGUGAUGUGCUCUGCUUUGUCACUUAGAUGUGGCUUAGGAAUGUACUAGUAAUAAAAGGAUGCCAGUGAUCUUGACUAGUUUGUUAGAGAAUAUUUAGUGCAGAAUAGUGUGUGUGUUUGAAUUCUUCAGAUGUGCUGUAGUUGUUGGUUGUUGCCUUAAAGCAGUCUCUUAAAGUUAGGAGCACUGAAGCAGUCCAGCUCUGUAAAGGGCAUUGUGUUGAAGGGAGCUAUGAACCCUUAUUCAAGAAGCCUUAGAAAAGGACCCUGAAAAUAGCCUAAAAAGGUAGAAAUUCUUUUCAACUGGACAUUAUUCUUUAUGUUUGAAAAUGUUUCCACUACAUUGAGGCAAACUUUUAAGUGGACUACAGAUAGCAUUUAACUUUAGUUUUUCUUCCUUUUUUAUUUCUUUGGUGAUUGAAGAUUUGUUUGAACAUUUGUGUAAAGCUCAUUCAAGUCUACAACCUUUCCUAUAUCUGUGGCCCUGUUCUUAGUCCCACAGGAGUCCACAUUGGAAAGUAUAAACACUGGAUAUUGAUAUUGCUGAGUGCAUCUAGCCAGGAGAAAGCUGAUUGGAACUUUUCAGUGGUGGAGAAAACACAGCACAAAGGCACUUGCCAUUUUAAUAGUGAUUUGGAGAGAGAGAUCUUUUUAAGUUUGUCUGAAUUGGGUGAGCAUUCUUUUAAAAGGAGCUUCUGAAGUCAUUGCAAAGGAAAAGAGUUGACUAUUUUUAUAGCAUAUUUAAUAUAUUUGUAUAUAACUAUGAGUAUAGUAGAAACCCUCCACAUGCUUCCCACUUUUCUAAUUUCCUCCCCUUUUUGCCAUAGCCCUAGUAUAGCCUCGUCCGCAUGGGUAAUGUGCCUAUUGUCAGCCUACCAAAAGAUAGUGCUGCUGCUUUUUGAGACAGGUGAGAAGACCAGACUCUCAUGCCUGGGGAUCCUUUAUAGGAGGAAUAGCACACACUUAACAUACUGCAGUCUAAAAGCAUCAUUUUGAAAUGUAACAAGCACUUUAUUGCAAUUAUUCAUUUUGAUAAAGUUUAUCUUAGGCAUUAACCAUUUCUAAAGGAUCCCCAAAUCAUCACUUAGGUGAAAUAAUAAAAUGACACAUUUCUGAGAAAUGUUUAGAUCCAGUGAACCGUAGUAGGUUUAUGGGAGUGAUCUCAAGAUAGCCAAAUGAACUCUUGACUUUUGUUUUGAAUGUGGUGGAAUUAAGAGACUGUAGAUGCCUAGUUCCAUUUAAACACUAUUGUAAACCUAUCUUGCCUAUUGUGUGGACACCAAAAGAGACCAAUGAGCCUGUUUAUUUUCAGAGGUCUAGGAAAAUUGCAUCCAUGUGAGUAGAUGUACUGAACUAAUCUAAAAGUGAUUGGUAGUGAUAUUUUAGAAUACAGUAAUUUCAAGAAUUAUUCUGAGUGUUUUAAAUGUGCCCUGAAAUGUUGGCAUGUCAUUUCAGCGUUUCCAUUUGAAUUCUCUUGUAAUAUUUUUGCACAAAAAGAACUGAGAAAAAGACUACUUUGGUUGAAGAAAAAGAAAAGUAUAAUUUGGUCUUAAUUUAAUGUCUCCUGUGGAAGCACUGGGGAUAAAUUUUGUUGGUAUAGUUAUUAAUUCAGGAUAUUUAAAACAGUGUUGAACAGCUCACCAGAAAUUAAGCAAACUUGGAUAUUUAAAAAUUAAAAUACUUUCUUUCCAUGUGACUGUUUUGCAUAGUUUUUUUUCCCCCCACACUGUCAUAACACUACAUUCCUUGUUUUUCUUAAAUAAUACUUUGCAGGUUUUGAUAUUUUGUACAAUGCCUGGUUUAUUCCUAGGGAAUGAUCUUUAGCAUAAUAGGAUAUAGUUUCUAACGAGACUAUUAAGUAAAAUUCCAUCUCCACCACCAGCAAACACUGAGGUGCUGCAUUAAAUGACAAUCAAAAUAGUAAGUAUUUAGAAAGUGGUUGAAAGUAAUUGCUUUGAAAGCAGUUCUCUGGGUUUCUUGAGUAAAAAAAUCAGCUAAAUAUAUUUAUUUAUAUUUUUAGGUAUCUUUGCAUUCUGUUUUCUCAUCCAUGAUUUAAGUGUCAUGUAUCUAAUUUGUGGUUGGUUGUUUUGCAUCAUCUUGUACUUGGAGAACUGGCUCUUAUUUGGGGCUGUUGCUAGCUCUCUUGAUGACUCCAUGAACAAUCCAAAUCUGUUUCACUGCAGGAUGGCAGUGGAGGGCCCAAAUUCAGAUGCCUCUACACUUCCCUCCUGCUCUCAAAUAAUUGAAGAAAAAAAAUUAAAAGGUAACUCCUUUAAACUCUGCUUUACAUAACUUGGAUCUUUUUCUAGUUUCACUUGCUGCCUUCUCCAUUUUACAGGCACUUUUUGUAUGAUUACGUCCCCAAAUACAGCCAAAGGCCAGUAUGACAGAACCAAUGGCAUGCAUUGCCUCUAUUUUGUCCAUUUCAAGUCAUGUUAGUAAAACAGCAUCUUCUAAUGGCUGUCAUUAUCAUAUCCACAUUAAAGUCCUUAAAUAUAAAUAGAAUAAUGUAUACACACUGAAAACUUGUACUACAAAAGUUUGCUGUCUUUAUAUAGUGUAGUGUUGCUUGAUGUUUUAAAAACAAACCAAACCUCCAUACACAGCAUUGUCCAAUAAAGCAGUGUUUUGAACAUUCUGAAGCCUAGCUAUUUGAGGAUUCUUCUUGCUUACAUGUAUUGGUACAUAAUCCUCCACAUUAGAGCUCCCAGAGUAACUUUGGAGUCCCAUAGGCUAGGAAUAGCACACACAGGGAUCCCUUAGAGAAUGUUAAUUAAAACAUGUCAACCACAUGUUGGUUUAAAUCAAAGAUAUGCUAUGUUUUCAAAUGCAUGCUUUUAAAUCUCUGAGCAAACAAACUGUGACAUCGCUUUAAGAAAUAACAUUCAAAUGUGUGUGUGUGUGUGUGUGUGUGUGUGUGUGGUGAGAGAGAGAGAGAGAGAGUUGGCUUGUACUGGUGCAGAUUCACUGCUGGCAAUGGUUGUGCCAGUACUAAGAAGCUAGAAUGUGGGGAAAGCCGUUAUCUUCAAAUUGAUAUGUACCUAGACAAUCAUCUUCAAGCAAAAAAGUUGUCCAGGAAAAAUUAAAAAAAAAAAACGGCUGUAAUUUAAACCAUUCUAGAAUUAUUUUGAAAUCUAUUUUACUAUGGUUUAAGUUAGGGAAGGGCCUCAGUAUGGCACUUUCAUAUUCACUCUGUGUGAAAAUCAAAACCCAAAGAUGAGUUAAAUCAGUGCUGUAUUGAAACCAGUUAGUGCAAAAAAAAAAAAGUUUUAUCUUUGUAAAUUUUUAAUUGUUUAACAUCAAGUGGUAGUUGUAAAAACACACACCAAAUUCUUUUCUAAUGUUCUAUGUGGUUCUUAGUGUGCUAUUCUUUAUUCUUGACAUUGCUGUCUGUACUGCUUGGUUCUUGGUUUUAAAAUAAAAAUGUAGACGUAGCCUGUCAUUCUUAUUUCCAAAAGGGUAGAGCUGUUAUUAAAUGGCUACUGAAUACCUUUUCUUCCCCAAAGCAAACAUUUAAAUGAAAUCCAAAUUAAUUUUCAAAAAUGAGACUUGGCAUUUUUCAGGUAUUGUCUCCUGCCAAAGUCCUAAAUUGCAUAGAAGCAUGAGGGAUAAUGAAUGGUUUCAAUGGUGCUAUAUUAGAGUCUUUGAUUUCUAUGAGCUAUGUUUGGAAAUAUUGUAUAAAAUAUGUGGAUCAUUUUGUUACCAACUUAAUAUUGCCAUCUUAAUUUUAUGUUACAAUUGGCUACACUCACUUUUCAAAGCUGUCCAUUAAAAAGAAAGUCAAAAUGUGUGACUAGCCUACAUCCACUCAGACUUCUUGCUCUGUGAUCAUUUUUCCAAGUUAUGAUGUGCAUAGGUUUUCAAAUCUAUAUGUACUCUUAUAAUGUUCUUUCCCAUAGAUUCUUGUAUAUUCAGAACCUAAAAUUAUAGCAAGAGAACCAAGCAGUAGUAUUGUGGAUUUUUUUUUUUUGUAAAUGUAAAAAUAAUUAGAUCCAGACUUUGUUUCCUUCUUCAAUUUUAAAAAUAAAAAAUACCUCAGUGCUAUGUUUUUCAGUAUCACCUGCAUUUCUCCAAAAGUAACAUCUGCUUUAUGUGGCACGUAACUUGUAAGAAUCACAUUUUGGAGUUUAAAGACUAUUAAAUAUUUUAAAAUCACCA
Ictidomys tridecemlineatus (thirteen-lined ground squirrel) is the source of this 10892-nucleotide messenger RNA. RefSeq names its product clock circadian regulator (gene Clock). Gene Ontology annotation, molecular function: protein dimerization activity; E-box binding; DNA-binding transcription factor activity, RNA polymerase II-specific. The record is from RefSeq and is a predicted model, not a curated record. Gene Ontology annotation, cellular component: cytoplasm; nucleus; CLOCK-BMAL transcription complex. Gene Ontology annotation, biological process: regulation of transcription by RNA polymerase II; circadian regulation of gene expression. Lineage: Eukaryota; Metazoa; Chordata; Mammalia; Rodentia; Sciuridae.